UCUGUGAGCUUCCUCUGAGCUGAGGAUGACGAGGACGUCUGUGGUUCUCCGUCAGAUCUGUCGGUGAUUUUUCUUUGGGACCAUUUUUCACUUUUUAACAAACACGUGGACUCGCUGUGAGCCGACACGUCCGUCCGCGGCUUCCUCUCCACAGAUCUUAGCAUUGUUGUCUUCUGUUUUUUAACUGGCUGUCCUAAAAUGUCUCUAACUGUAGCUGACCUGACCCGCGGAGCGAUGACUGAGUUCCAGGAGAAGCUGCGUCAGCAGCACGAGGAGUCGAUGCACCGCGAGCUGGAGGCGCUGCUCGCCACCGCCAACCAGGCCGAGGCUCAGAUCUCCAGAAAAGAUUUCGAUGGCUUCAAGAAGAUCUUCCACAGAUUCCUGCAGGUCAAAGGUCCGGCAGUCGACUGGGCCAAGAUCAACCGGCCGCCGGAGGACUCGAUCCAGCCCUAUGAAAAGAUCAAGAUGAAGGGUCUUCCUGAAAACAUCGCCGCCAGUCUCAACAAGCUCGCUGUGGUCAAACUGAACGGCGGUCUGGGAACCAGUAUGGGCUGUAAGGGCCCCAAGAGUCUGAUCAGCGUCCGCAACGAGAACACCUUCCUGGACCUGACCGUCCAGCAGAUCGAGCAUCUGAACAAAACCUUUAACGCCGACGUGCCGCUGGUCCUCAUGAACUCCUUCAACACCGACGAGGACACGAAGAAGAUCCUGCAGAAAUACAAACACCACCGCGUCAAGAUCCACACCUUCAACCAGAGCAGGUAUCCAAGGAUCAACAAAGAGUCGCUGCUGCCGAUUGCCAAAAACAUGGGGAUGAACGGCGAGAACGGCGAGGCGUGGUACCCCCCGGGGCACGGAGACGUCUACGCCAGCUUCGCCAACUGCGGCCUGCUGGACCGACUGCUCGCCGAGGGCAAGGAGUACAUCUUCGUGUCCAACAUCGACAACCUGGGCGCCACCGUCGACCUCUUCAUUCUGCAGCACCUGAUGAGCCAGCCGGCCGACCGGCGCUGCGAGUUCAUCAUGGAGGUCACCGACAAAACCAGAGCGGACGUCAAGGGUGGGACGCUGAUCCAGUACGAGAAUCACCUGAGGCUGCUGGAGAUCGCGCAGGUGCCGAAGGCCCACGUCGACGAGUUCAAGUCCGUCACCAAGUUCAAGAUCUUCAACACCAACAACCUGUGGAUCUCUCUGCCCGCCAUCAAGAGGCUGCAGGACGAGAACGCCAUGGAGCUGGAGAUCAUCGUCAACCCAAAGACGCUGGACGGCGGUCUGAACGUCAUCCAGCUGGAGACGGCCGUGGGCGCCGCCAUCAAGAGCUUCAACAACGCGCUGGGUGUGAACGUCCCGCGCAGCCGCUUUCUGCCGGUGAAGACGUCGUCCGACCUGCUGCUGGUGAUGUCCAACCUGUACAGCCUGGACGCCGGCUCGCUCACCAUGAGCAAGAAGAGGGAGUUCCCCACCACGCCGCACGUCAAGCUGGGCAGCUCCUUCACCAAGGUUCAGGAGUUUCUGUCCAGGUUCGAGAGCAUCCCGGACAUGUUGGAGCUGGACCACCUCACCGUGUCGGGAGACGUCACCUUUGGGAAGAACGUCUCUCUGAAGGGAACCGUCAUCAUCAUAGCCAAUCACGGUGACCGGAUCGAUAUUCCCGCCGGAGCGAUGCUGGAGAACAAGAUUGUUUCAGGAAACCUGCGGAUCCUCGACCACUGAGGCCUUCUGGGGAGAAAAAAACCUACAACACACAACACAAACAAGCCAUUUGCACCUUGAAGAGACUCAAAGAGAGAUGAUUUCCCUUCACUGAUGAACUGUCACAACACUGUUUGUUUUUAUCAGCCUGAUCACGUCCGAGCCCACUGUGGUUGUUGUUUUCUGCUGUCUAAUAAAGAAGUGCGAUAUGGGUCA
This is a messenger RNA of Perca fluviatilis (European perch), 1908 nucleotides long. RefSeq names its product UTP--glucose-1-phosphate uridylyltransferase-like. The record is from RefSeq and is a predicted model, not a curated record. The transcript has 10 exons. Gene Ontology annotation, cellular component: cytoplasm. Gene Ontology annotation, biological process: UDP-alpha-D-glucose metabolic process; glycogen metabolic process. Gene Ontology annotation, molecular function: UTP:glucose-1-phosphate uridylyltransferase activity. Bases 199 to 1713 code for a protein of 504 amino acids. NCBI's taxonomy places the organism in Eukaryota, Metazoa, Chordata, Actinopteri, Perciformes, Percidae.